CCCGGUUAAGGGGGGGGGGGGGGGUGGGCGGUGUGGAAAAUGCCCUGGGUUGGGAGGUCCCGGGUCCCAACGGGGCUGUGAGAAUUCGGUAAGUUUCGUGGCCUCUCUAAGCCUCAGUCUCUCUGUCUGUAAAAUGAGUUUUCUUCCAGCUCCGAACUUAUGCGGCUCUGUGGCUCCCCUGGCCGAGCACGGGGGAGAGGGUAGGAGGAUGGAGGGCCAAGGAAAAGGCAGUUAGAAGGAUGAGAAUGAGACAGAUUGCACACUGUCCUGGUGAGGUUGGCGUUAUUAUCACCCCCAUUUUACAGAGGUGAAAACGGAGGCACGGAAAAGUGAAAACUGACUUGAUUUUAGAAGUCUAGAGCUGAACCAAGUUUGGAACCUGGGUCUUCCGGCUGAUAGCAUGGAACUCUGUCCUUUUGAACACAGUGGUGGGUGGAAUUGAAGAAUUCUGAAUUCACAAUUCAGGAGAAUUCUGAAGAGGAGGUGAGGAAGUCAGAGAAGGAGGAGGGGAGGCUGAGUGCCCCCUCCCCCACCCCCGCUGGGAGUCUAGAGAUGCAGCAGGGCCCAUGGCGGACGCCCAGUACAUCCUGCCCAAUGACAUCGGUGUGUCUAGCCUGGACUGCCGCGAGGCCUUCCGCCUGCUGUCACCCACAGAACGCCUGUAUGCCCACCAUCUGUCACGGGCCGCCUGGUACGGAGGCCUGGCUGUGCUGCUGCAGACCUCCCCUGAGGCCCCCUACAUCUAUGCCCUGCUCAGCCGCCUCUUCCGUGCCCAGGACCCAGACCAGCUGCGCCAGCAUGCCCUGGCUGAGGGCCUUACCGAGGAGGAGUAUCAGGCGUUCCUGGUCUAUGCUGCAGGUAUCUACUCCAACAUGGGCAACUACAAGUCCUUUGGCGACACCAAGUUUGUUCCCAACCUGCCCAAGGAGAAGCUGGAACGUGUGAUCCUGGGAAGUAAGGCUGCUCAGCAGAACCCGGCAGAAGUCAGGAGCCUCUGGCAGACCUGCGGGGAGCUCAUGUUCUCUCUGGAGCCGCGGCUUCGACACCUCGGGCUGGGGAAGGAGGGAAUCACCACCUAUUUCUCCGGGGAUUGCACCAUGGAAGAUGCCAAACUGGCCCAAGACUUUCUGGACUCACAGAACCUCAGUGCCUACAACACGCGGCUCUUCAAGGAUGUCGACCAGGAUGGGAAGCCCCGCUAUGAGGUGCGGCUGGCUUCUGUACUUGGCACGGAGUCUGCUCUGCAUUCCGAAAUGACGUCCAGGCUGAAGAGCUAUGAAUUCCGUGGAAACCAUUUUCAGGUGACGCGGGGGGACUAUGCACCUAUCCUCCAGAAGGUGGUGGAGCACCUGGAGAAAGCCAAGGCAUAUGCAGCCAACAGCCGGCAGGAACAGAUGCUGGCUCAGUACAUAGAGAGUUUCACCCAGGGCUCCAUCGAGGCCCACAAGAGGGGCUCCCGCUUCUGGAUACAGGACAAAGGCCCCAUCGUAGAGAGUUACAUCGGGUUCAUCGAGAGCUACCGAGACCCCUUUGGUUCCCGUGGAGAGUUUGAAGGCUUUGUGGCCAUGGUGAACAAGGCCAUGAGUGCCAAGUUUGAGUGUCUGGUGGCAAGCGCAGAACAGCUGCUGAAGGAGCUGCCCUGGCCCCCGGCCUUCGAGAAGGACAAGUUCCUCAGCCCCGACUUCACCUCCCUGGAUGUUCUCACCUUCUCUGGCUCUGGCAUCCCUGCUGGCAUCAACAUCCCCAACUAUGACGACCUAAGGCAGACGGAAGGCUUUAAGAACGUGUCACUGGGGAACGUGCUGGCUGUGGCCUACGCUACACAGCGGGAGAAGCUUACCUUCCUGGAGGAGGAUGACAAGGACCUGUACAUCCGCUGGAAGGGGCCCUCCUUUGAUGUGCAGGUGGGACUGCACGAGCUGCUGGGACACGGCAGCGGCAAGCUCUUUGUGCAGGAUGAAAAAGGAGCAUUUAACUUUGACCAGGAAACAGUGAUCAACCCAGAGACGGGGGAGCAGAUUCAGAGCUGGUACCGGAGCGGGGAGACCUGGGACAGCAAGUUCAGCACCAUCGCCUCUAGCUAUGAAGAAUGCCGGGCUGAAAGCGUGGGCCUCUACCUCUGCCUCAACCCCCAAGUGCUGGAGAUCUUUGGCUUUGAGGGGGCUGAUGCGGAAGAUGUGAUCUAUGUGAACUGGCUCAACAUGGUUCGGGCCGGACUGCUCGCUCUGGAGUUCUACACCCCUGAGGUGUCUAGCUGGAGACAGGCCCACAUGCAGGCCCGGUUUGUGAUCCUGAGGGUCUUGCUGGAGGCUGGCGAGGGACUCGUCACUGUCACUCCCACCACAGGCACUGACGGGCGGCCAGAUGCCCGGGUCCGCCUUGACCGCAACAAGAUCCGGUCUGUGGGCAAGCCUGCCCUGGAGCGGUUCCUCAGGAGACUUCAGGUGUUGAAGUCCACGGGAGAUGUGGCCGGAGGCCGGGCCCUGUAUGAGGGGUACGCAGCAGUCACUGAUGCACCCCCUGAGUGCUUCCUCACCCUCAGGGAUACCGUGCUGCUCCGCAAGGAAUCUCGGAAGCUCAUCGUUCAGCCCAACACUCGUCUUGAAGGCUCAGAAGUGCAGCUCCUCGAGUAUGAGGCCUCGGCUGCUGGUCUCAUCCAAUCCUUCUCUGAGCGCUUCCCAGAGGACGGGCCCGAGUUGGAGGAGAUCCUCACCCAACUGGCCACAGCUGAUGCCCGGUUCUGGAAGUGCCCCAGUGAGGCCCCAUCUGGCCAGGCUUGAGACCGAUUUAUGCAGCUCCUCCCUCAACUCCAUCAAACCACGUGUAUGCUAGGGGAGGAGCAGGAGCUCAGACCUUGGUGCUACCUCAGCCGAGGGUGGUGACACUAACCUCUUCCAUUUGUCAGCACUUUCCAGUUUACCAAGUGCUUCUCCUGUGUUAUCUCAUUUGAUCUGCACUGCCCUUGGUAGAGUGGGCAAGGCCAGGCUCCUUAUUCUGCUUCCCAAGUGAGGGAAUGGAAGUUGUGAGAAGUGACCUGUCUAGAUCCUGCAGGACUCAAAACCUCUCCCAAUCCAGUGCUCUUCAUGUAUUACUUUUAUAACCAGAAAAAUAAAUAUUAGAAACAACCAC
Messenger RNA from Panthera uncia (snow leopard), 3129 nucleotides. RefSeq names its product dipeptidyl peptidase 3 (gene DPP3). Bases 567 to 2780 code for a protein of 737 amino acids. Gene Ontology annotation, biological process: proteolysis. Gene Ontology annotation, molecular function: dipeptidyl-peptidase activity; metalloexopeptidase activity. Gene Ontology annotation, cellular component: cytoplasm. The record is from RefSeq and is a predicted model, not a curated record. The transcript has 18 exons. NCBI's taxonomy places the organism in Eukaryota, Metazoa, Chordata, Mammalia, Carnivora, Felidae.